GAGUGACUUGUAUCCGUCCCGAGGAGCUGGAGUUCCCCAACACCAUGACGGACAUUGAUUAUGACACCUGGAUGCUGAGCGGCACGGCCAUCAUGCAGGACGGGAACACGCUGAGGACCAAUUACGGGUGUGAUUUGGACUCUCUGGGGUCGGCUUCCCGUAUUGGAAUGAUGAAGACGGCCAGGGGAGACCUGCACUACUUUAUUGAUGGUGUGGACCAGGGCGUGGCCUGUACAGGACUUCCUGCCUCCAGAGAUAUCUUUGCUGUGGUGGACCUGUAUGGUCAGUGCGUCCAGGUGUCCCUGACUGGUGGGAGUGGUCUGAUCGAUAACAGCUUAUCGGCUAGUCAUGUGACCGAUAAAUCCCUCCCCACCCCCUCACCGG
Messenger RNA from Nanorana parkeri, 384 nucleotides. Its product is annotated as neuralized-like protein 4. The transcript is spliced from 3 exons. Lineage: Eukaryota; Metazoa; Chordata; Amphibia; Anura; Dicroglossidae. Gene Ontology annotation, molecular function: ubiquitin protein ligase activity. The record is from RefSeq and is a predicted model, not a curated record. The annotation marks the transcript as partial.